UGUAUGUGCCGGCUGUUUCAAGUAUCAAAACAAACUUGGAUUUGUUGCUCUCUCUUUUGUAUCACAGCUAUUUUCUUUCUAGUAUUAAAUAAUCAAUUUGCAUCGUACGUCUGAACAAUCAAAGCGACAUGAGCCGUAGGAAAAGAGCAAAGGUAGAGUACAGAGAAAUGGAGGAAAAAUAUAAUCAGUUAGAUGAAGACAAUGUUUUGGAUACAUCAGAAAAAUCCAAGCCUACUCUUGUAACGCCAGAAAAGAAACCUUCUGUAGAUAUGAAAAAAGAAUCUGAAUCUACAGUAUCUGCUUCAGCUUCAAAAACUGAGAUAAAGGAAGAAGAAGAUCAAGAUAGCGAUCAUGAAGAUCCACAUGUGAAGGAAUUAUUAAACGGUUUGGAAGGUGCAGCUUUUCAAAGUCGUCUUCCAUUUGACAAAAUGACAUCUACUGAAGCAGCAUGUUUUCCUGAUGUCUCUGAAGGACCACCGCAAACGCAAAAAGUAUUCUUGCACAUUAGGAAUAGACUUUUACAAAUUUGGUUAGAAAAUCCGAAGCAACAGUUAAUCAUUGAAAAUGCAUUGCCACUAAUUGAGCCACCUUAUAAUAGUGAUCCAGUGCUUACUCGUAGAAUUCAUGCCUUUCUAGAACGACAUGGUUUCAUAAAUUUUGGUGUUUUUAAACGUCUUAAGCCUAUUCCUACAAAAAAGUUGGGCAAGGUUAUUGUAGUAGGAGCUGGUAUUGCUGGGCUAGCAGCAGCUCAACAAAUGCAACAAUUUGGUUUAGAAGUAGUAGUAUUGGAAGCUAGGGAUCGUGUUGGCGGGAGAAUUGCCACAUUUCGUAAAUCAAAUUAUAUAGCAGAUUUAGGGGCUAUGGUAGUAACAGGUUUAGGUGGAAAUCCUGUAACUACUCUUAGUAAGCAAAUUAAUAUGGAACUUCACAAAAUACGUCAAAAGUGUCCAUUGUACGAAAGUGAUGGGCAAACGGUUCCAAAAGAUAAAGAUGAAAUGGUUGAACGAGAGUUUAAUAGAUUACUAGAAGCUACCUCUUAUCUUUCACACCAAUUGGAUUUUAAUUAUAUAAAUAGCGGUGGUAAAGAUACGCGACCAGUGUCUUUGGGACAAGCAUUAGAAUGGGUAAUACGGUUGCAAGAGCAAGGUGUGAAACAACGUCAAAUUGCGCAUUUGCGUUCUGUGAUCUCCUUACAAACACGACUAAUUACUAAUCAACAUAGAAUGAUCUCUAUUAUGGAUCGUUUAACGGAAUUGAACAAACAGUAUAAGGAAGUGACUGAAAACAAAUCACAGAGUCGAGAUAUAACGCAAGAAUUCGUUCUUCGAUCUAAGUUACGCGAUCUCCAUAAUGCUUGCAAGGAAUGGGAUCAAUUGGCAGAUCAGCAGAAAGAGAUUGAGGCUAAACUACAAGAAUUAGAAGCAGCACCACCUAGUGACGUGUAUUUAUCAUCCAAGGAUAGGCAGAUAUUGGAUUGGCAUUUCGCAAACUUAGAGUUUGCCAAUGCUACACCUUUGUCUAACUUGAGUUUGAAGCACUGGGACCAAGACGACGAUUUUGAAUUCACUGGAAGUCAUCUGACCGUUCGCAACGGGUAUUCUUGCGUACCUGUUGCUCUUUCGGAAGGACUUGAUAUUCGAUUGAACUUAGCUGUCAGGUCCGUGCGAUAUUCGCAGCAGGGUGUAGAGGUAUGGGCCACGCCGCCCCGCAGUCCGCACUCGAAUCACAGCAUUUUCAAGGCGGACGCCGUUCUGAUCACGCUGCCGCUGGGCGUCCUCAAGCUCUCGCCGACCAACGGAGGAGUCAGCUUCCUCCCGCAACUUCCGGAAUGGAAGACUCAGGCCAUUGACCGACUCGGCUUCGGCAAUUUGAACAAAGUAGUACUAUGCUUCGAGCGCAUUUUCUGGGAUCCCACGGCCAAUUUGUUCGGCCACGUGGGAAGUACCACCGCGUCACGCGGCGAGCUCUUCUUGUUCUGGAACUUAUACAAGGCGCCUGUCCUGUUGGCCCUCGUCGCCGGCGAAGCGGCUGGCGUAAUGGAACAUGUCAGUGACGAUGUUAUCGUCGGCCGUUGCAUCGCCGUACUGAAAGGUAUUUUUGGCAAUCAAGUUGUACCACAGCCGCGCGAAAGCGUCGUAACGAGGUGGCGGGCGGAUCCCUGGGCACGAGGUUCUUACAGUUUCGUCGCAGUCGGCAGUUCCGGCAGCGAUUACGAUCUGCUUGCGGCACCCGUGUCACCUCCCGGUAUAAAGGGUCCGUCGCAGCCAAAAGUGUUUUUCGCAGGAGAACACACUAUACGAAAUUAUCCAGCCACUGUACAUGGGGCAUUCCUAAGCGGGCUUCGCGAGGGUGGACGCAUAGCCGAUCUGCUUUGCGGAGCUCCUUAUUCCACUGUACCAACGAGUUCAUCGGCAACAGGGAGCACAUCGGGAAAUACCGAGAGCACGAACGCGACUUAGUUUCAUUCACGACUAUUGUGUUUCUGUUUUUCUUUUAGAGAAAAAAAUUCGCGGGACAAUCAGUCGUCGAAAAGUUAUCGAGGAAUGUUGGAGCGGAACGAAAAGCCGAUGCGAAAGAACAGAGACAAACAAAAUACUUCGGUGAUUCGUGUAGACUAACGAAAUGAAUAAAUAUUCGUAUUCGUUAACGUGCUCAUUAUUAUUGUUGCAAUUUAUGUAUAUACAAAACAUGAACGUGAUCAAUAAUGUGUAAUUUAAUUUGUUAUGAUAGUGAAUGAGUUUGAUUAGAAGAAUUGACUGAAAGAAUAUUAAGUAAUUAUUUGUAACGCUCAAUUUUUCAUAGCACACUUGUGUACAUGUUUGACAUAUUUACGUAUAUACAUAUACUUAAGCAUAUAUGUAUAUAUAUGUAUAUAUAUGCUCAGCAUACACAAGUCAAAUAUUUCAUAUCUAUUAUCACGUAGACGUUUUACUUUAUACUGUAAUUAUUUUUAUCCGUAAGAAAACAUCUUUUCACCGCUUGUACUAAGUGAUUUUUUAUAUUCUUUCACAUACAUAGCUUUUAAUGCUCAUAAGUGUUUUUAAGAUUUUCCUAAUUCUUCCAUUAUUUCUUUCUCUUCAUAUGUAUACAUAAUUUAAGGUGGCUUAUACACUUUGUGGUAAGUCUGCUUAUGCGUUUUUAUAAUUGAAAAGUAUUAUUAUUUAUAAUAUCACAGUAUCUUGAUAUUGAAUAGACGAGAAGACGAUAUGCUCCCUCAUAAACUGCGUACAAAUAUGACGAGUUGUACAGACUAAAUUUAAUUCCGAUGAUUUGACAAAAGGUGUAGCGAAAAAGAGGUUUAUUUAUGUAAUAUUGUUAUCGUCACAUAUGCAUAUGCUGUUUAAAUCUAUUAAAGCUGAUAUAAAUAUAUCGAAAUUUCA
Molecule: messenger RNA, 3380 nt
Organism: Pseudomyrmex gracilis
Lineage: Eukaryota; Metazoa; Arthropoda; Insecta; Hymenoptera; Formicidae
Gene: Su(var)3-3
Product: lysine-specific histone demethylase 1A
Exons: 14
Coding region: 129-2459 (776 amino acids)
Biological process (GO): regulation of DNA-templated transcription
Cellular component (GO): nucleus
Molecular function (GO): protein binding; oxidoreductase activity; flavin adenine dinucleotide binding
Source: RefSeq, a predicted model, not a curated record